AAUUGCUGUUAAAUACAACCUGUUGUGUUACGCCAUGAGGCGAUUUUCCCAGGUAUGCAAAACAAACAAACAAACCUAUGCUCAAGAUAGAAAACAUAGUUGUUGAAACAUAUGUCGACGUCGGUGUUGCAGUUUGCUAAAGCAUUCCAUUGAGCCUGAAGGUCUUCUGUAGGAAUGCCUAGACGUCCGGAGACGAACUAACAACGAUGUCAGGACAGAACGCAAAACCACUUAGGUUUUGGAACAACCUGUGCUACGGUUUGGCUGGUAUUCCAACAAGUCUGUCAGGCAACGCCAUCAACUUUUUCUUCUCUGUGUUUAUCCUUGAAGUAGCACAGAUCACUCCUGCCCACAACUCCAUACUGACGACCUCUGCCAUUGUACUGUCGUCUGCUGCAAACUUCUUUGUUGGGUUUCUGGUGAACACAACCGACACGAGAUGGGGCAAGCUGAAACCAUGGAUUCUCCUCAGUACGUUUCCAUCGGCGGCUUGUUACUUCUUCCUGUGGUUUUCCCCUGGAGUUGCCAACCCUACAGGAAAGCUGAUAUGGUAUCUCGUGUUCUACGUCGGAUUCAGGGUCGUGUCAACGGGAUACGGUGUCGCUAGGGACUCUCUCGUGAUGUUUGCAAGCCACGAACCGAGAGAAAGAGACACACUGAUCACCUAUUCAUCAGCGUUUCAGAUUGCUGGGAUAAUACUCUCUGCACUGAUCCAGCAAGGAACAUUUCUGUUACUCCAUGCCGACCUUGGGUACGACCCGUGUAGCAACGGGACUAACGUUAACGGUACCGAUUACGGCCCGUCCCGAGAUACUGAGAAAGAGGCGUACAUGGUAGCUGCUGCUGUUGGAACUGUCAUCUUUCUACUCUGUGGACUGGCAGCAGUGUUUGGUGUUCCAGAGAUAACAGAUAUGAGGAAAACCGAGCAGUCAUCCUGUUUCCCCGUUGGUGACAUCAAAGCCCUCGCCCGCCAUCGGCCUUUUCUCAUGCUGCUUGUGAUAAAGGCGUUCCUUGAGCUAGGUAUCAAUACCAAACAAAUCAACAGUGCCCUGAUGAUGCAAUAUACUUUCAACAUCGCAGACCAGGUCUUCUAUGUCAUUUUUCUAUACAUGGCUGCUGCAGUGGUAGCAAUAUUCUUUUGGAAUCUGAUCAUACGUCGGAUCGGGCGGAAAAAAGUCAUAUUCCUGGGAAUUCUGGUCUUCUUACUACCGCACAACGCCGCUCUCCUGAUAGCCACCGAGGAUCUGCUUGGGAACGGGCUGCUACCGUUCAUAUUCGUUGCGGCUGCCUGGGGUGGAAUAGGAGAGGGCUGUAUGUACAUAGUACAAAGCGUCAUGUGCACGGAUGUCAUCGACGAUUUUACACUCAAGACUGACAGGAAGAUGGCGUCUGUCUUCUACGCUGUCUGGGGUUUCGUCACUGGUAUCAUGGAUGCCAUCAGCGCUGCUGUCUCUAACUGGAUACUUCAGUCUGUGAACUACAACGCAGAUAACUGUGUCCAGUCGAACAGAGUGAAACAGGCUCUCCGGUACAUAACGGCGGGCACGCCUCCUGCAGUCUACGUCAUAGCCUUGCUGUUCGUCUGGCUGUACCCGAUCACCGAGGAGUCUCGCUUGAGAACCAAGAUGGCCCUGGACGCAAGGAGAACAGCAGGAGACAACGACGAGACGCAACUGUAUAACCCUGUAGAGGACAAUUCCCUUCAGGAAACUUUGGCGCCUGAGGCCUGAUAUCCUCAUCUAUCUAUUGUGAAGCCCACUUUAUACUCUGUGUUUAAAGCUUCUUCAGCAACCCCAUACGUUGUGUAAUGUCCGAACAGAAAUGAACAAUCAGAUGAUGAAUUAAUAUAUUAUCUGUAUAAAGCCGGUCUGGACACAGAGCAACAAUAUAAUGUAACCCAUUUUUAGAACAUACGGUAUUAUUGAGAAACUGUUGAGACACAGACUCAUGGACAAUACCAUUCUUUAUUACAGGCAUGUUACAGUAAUCUCAUGAUAAGUGUUGCUUUGUAUGCGUAUGUGCUU
This is a messenger RNA of Branchiostoma floridae (Florida lancelet), 2024 nucleotides long. RefSeq names its product sodium-dependent lysophosphatidylcholine symporter 1-A-like. Gene Ontology annotation, biological process: carbohydrate transport. The record is from RefSeq and is a predicted model, not a curated record. NCBI's taxonomy places the organism in Eukaryota, Metazoa, Chordata, Leptocardii, Amphioxiformes, Branchiostomatidae. The transcript is spliced from 14 exons. Gene Ontology annotation, molecular function: symporter activity. Gene Ontology annotation, cellular component: membrane. The coding region runs from base 207 to 1730 and encodes 507 amino acids.